GGCGGCGUUUAGUCGGAGCAGUUUAAUGUAAGUUUUUUUAUACGUUGAGGGGAAAUUAGCCGCGCUCAGAAUGGACAUUCCAAUCAAAUGCAUUUUUCUGUCUACUGUGUGCAUCUUCACAGCGGAGGCUUACGGAGGAUCUGGAUACACCCCAUUAGAAGAUGAUGAAGAUGCUUAUGCAAAUGAAGCACGUUACGCUAAAUAUGAAGAUAUUCCCAGGUGCGCUCCUCUAAAGAUCAAAAAUGGUUAUGUCCGUUGCAGAACACCACAAGGUGGAUAUUACAAAAAUGUACAAGGAACAAUGUGCGAUAUUUCUUGCCAAAAAGGAUAUGAAAUUCAUGGAACUGGCCGCGUCCAUUGCCUUUCAAGCAAACGCUGGUCACAAACAGUUACUUGCAGAGAAAUACGAUGUCCUAAGUUUUCAUUGCCUCUCCAUGGAAGUGCAAAGUGCUCAGAUGGAGCAUAUUUUAACUCGAGGUGUGAGUUUUACUGUACCCCUGGAUACCAAGUUAGAGGACAAAAAAGUGUGGUUUGCAUGCACAAUAAAAAGUGGAGUGGAAAGGAACCAUCUUGCCUCGACUUAGACCCACCAAAAAUAAGGUGUCCCAGCCUGAAGGUAAAGACAGCUGAACCCGAAAAGCUGACGGUGCGGGUGAACUGGGAUACCCCGGAGGGAAAGGACUCUGCUGAUGGCAUUUUGACCAAUGUCAUAUUAAAAGGCCUUCCUCCUCGCUCAGAAUUUUCAGAAGGUCAACAUAAAAUUCAGUAUACUGUUUUCGACGGGGCUGGAAACAAAGCAUCUUGUCAGUUUACAAUUAAAGUGGAGGUUAGACGCUGUGGGAAGCUCUCUCCACCAGAUAAUGGCUCCAUGAAAUGUACCAGUGAUGGGGAUAACUAUGGGGCAACCUGUGAAUUUUCUUGCAUGGGCGGCUAUGAAUUACGUGGAAGCAAAGCAACCGUCUGCCAAUACAACAAUAUCUGGUCAGCAGCAGUGCCAUCCUGUGCACCUAUGCACAUUAAUGUGGGUGUUACUACAGCAACAGCACUUCUGGAUCAGUUCUAUGAAAAGCGUCGUUUGCUGAUCAUAUCGACUCCGUCUGGUGCCAACCACUACUACAGAUUCCAGCUUGGAAUAAUUCAGCAAGCCAUAUGUGGCUUUGACUUGAGGCAUGUGACAGUUAUAGAACUAGUUGGUGUUUACCCCGUGCUAAUAGGGAGAAUAAGAGAAAGGUUCUUGUCACCGCCACUUGUUUUACAGCUGAGAUUGCUGCUUCGGAUUUCACAAUCGAGCUUCAAUAUGGUCCUUAUUGACAAGUACGGUAUGGACAAAGAGCGUUACCCUUUCCCAGUCACAGCUGCUGAGCUCUUCACAUUGAUCGAUACAUUUUCCCUACGAAAAGAAGAAAUCAAGUUGCAAAUUGAAAAUGGUCAGUCAUGCAAUUGAUUCCUGAAGCUCAGAAUGAUCCUCCAAUGAAAUUGCGGUUUAUUAAGUGCAUUUUUAUACUCUCUACACAAAUAUUGAAAUGCUAUUAAUAUAUAAAAAGUGCCAUACCCUGGAACUUUUUUGUUUAGUUUUUCAGAGACUUUUGCAACAUUAUUUUAUUGUUAUGAAUAUAUAAGGAAUUGUGCAUGAUAUAAUUUAUGUUGCUCUUUCAUUUAAAACUGUACAACAGGUGUCCUAGAGUUAUACAGCAUGGAAAAAAAACCUUCUAUCUGAUCCACACCCAUCAUGUUACCAAACUAAACUAGUCCCACCUCCCUGUGUUUGGCCCUUAUGCCUCCUUACCUUUCCAAUUUAUGAACUUAUCCAAAAGUCUUUUAAGCGUUGGAACUGUACCUGCUUCAGCCACUUUCUCUGGCAGUUCAUUCCACACACGAACCACACUUUUUAAAAAAAAAGUUGACCUCACGCCCUUUUUAAAUCACUCUCCUGUCAUCUUAAAAAUAUGCCCUCUAGUUUUGAAUUCCCCCAUCCUAGGGGAAAAUAAAUUCCUUGUCAUUCACCUUAUCUGUGCCCUUCAUGAUUUUAUAAACCUCAAACUCAUCCUUCAAUCUCCUGCACUCUAGUGAAAGAAGUCCCACCCUUUUCAGUCUACUUUUUAUAUCUCAAAUGCUCCAUUCCUGGCAACUUCCUGACAAAUCUUUUCUGAACCCUCUCCAGUUUAUUAAUAUUUGAAAUAGUGUGCUAGGAAAGAUUUACCUAAGAUUAGAUAUAUACCAGAAUUAUUUAUUCUAUUGUUUUCACAUCUUUUAAAAAUUAAUUUUAUGUUAGUGCAAUAAUGAGCAAUUAGUGUUGAUUCUUGUUAACAGAUGCCACUUUAUCUCGUUGCUGUCGGUCUUUUCUUCUGCUGGUUGAAUCCAUUGAUUUAACAGUAUAUCGCUGAUAUUAAGUUCUAUUUACUGCAUAUUGCUGAUUUUCAUCCUGACUAUUGUAUAGAAAGUGGAGAUCCAAGUUUUCUGAGUACUUUCAGUGCUUUUAGAGCCAGGUGACAUAUUUCAAUGUAAGUUUAAGAUGGCAAUAAUUACUUUUGCUGGGUGUUAGAGGGAAGAAUAGAUGUAAUGAGCACAUCAACUGGUAGUCUGAAUUUUCAUAUAGCAAAUGCCUAUUGGUGAGCAAUCCAAUACAGUUUAGUUCAGCCAAGCCAUAUGAUAUUGCAUUAUAUUAGUUCAUUUUCUGCAUGAACAUAGUAGAAAUGGAUGCAAAGGUAAUCUUUGUAUUGAAGAAAUAAUGCACAAUAAUUGGCAUAAAUGUAGUCACAUUCUCUGUGUGUAUGUGUUGA
Messenger RNA from Hemiscyllium ocellatum (epaulette shark), 2780 nucleotides. It is a transcript of the gene srpx, whose product is annotated as sushi-repeat containing protein X-linked. NCBI's taxonomy places the organism in Eukaryota, Metazoa, Chordata, Chondrichthyes, Orectolobiformes, Hemiscylliidae. The record is from RefSeq and is a predicted model, not a curated record. Bases 71 to 1444 code for a protein of 457 amino acids. The transcript has 10 exons.